AUGUCACAGGAACAGAUAGACAAUUUUAUGGCGAUUACGAGUACUGAGGACUCCAACGUUGCCAGACAAUUCAUUGAAAUGGCUGAUGGCAAUUUAGACAUUGCAAUUUCAUUAUUUUUUGAGCAUGGCAGCAGCUUACAAACUAGUGACAGUCAUAUUCAUAACAGUACUGCUGACUCUGAAAUGGCCGAAAGAUUACAGAAUGAAGCAUACCAAGAAUCACAGGAGGAAUAUGUCAGGCCUCCCGAUGAAGCUAGACACGAGACUUUGACAGAUACGCACGUUUUUCAUGGGACAUAUGGCGGGAUUGGAGGAAGUUUUAACCCUUUGACUCGCAAUGCUGAUGACAUGUUUGAUCAUUCCAGACCAAGAGGCGUUUUCAAUCAGCAUCUAGAGGGUGAUUAUUCGGAUUUUUCCAACAGUGGAGAUUCAGAAUCAGAUUAUGAGUAUGCUGAAGAGACGGUUGUGGAGUUGGACGAAGAUGGGAACGUACAGGAGGUGAAUAGAAUGGUUAGAAGACCAAGAACUUUGACCAAAGAAGAAAAGUUGGCAAAAUUGUUCAGACCUCCCUUUGAUGUAAUGUCAAGAAUAUCAUUAGAUGAAGCAAGAGCGAAGGCUAGAGACUCUAAAAAAUGGAUCAUGAUAAAUAUUCAGGAUACGGGGAUCUUUCAAUGCCAACAAUUGAAUAGGGACCUUUGGGCCUCUAGAGACGUUAAACAUUUGAUCAGAAAGUCCUUUGUUUUUUUACAAUAUCAAUUUGAAUCUACGAAUGCUAAACCAUAUCUGAACUUCUAUGGUGUUAAAGAUAAGAACGAUUUACCUCAUAUUGCAAUUCUUGACUCUAUAACGGGAGAACGAUUAAAACAAUGGAAUCGUUCUGUGCCCACACCAAUAGAGUUCAUAACCGAGGUCAAUAAGUUUCUGGAAGAAUUUUCCUUGGAUCCAAAUUCAGUAAACCCAACAAUAAAAGAACCUACCCCAGAGUUGGAUCCAACAGAAUUAACUGAGGAACAACAAAUGGAAUUCGCUAUCAGAGAAUCUCUUGGGGUCUCGCCUGACAAAUCUGCUGUUCUUGAAGAACAUCAUACUAAUGAAGAAGAUGAACAAGUAGAACUGGACCCAUUUGACUCGAUUGUACCUGCAACACAUUCAGAACCCCCGAAUAAACCAGGCAUCACCACCAGAAUACAAAUACGCACAGGAGACGGCAAAAGAAUUGUUAGAAGGUUUAAUGCUUCAGAAGAUACUGUACGCACCAUUUAUCAGUUUAUUAAGCACGAACUGGAGGAAUUCAAAGACUGCAAGUUUCUUUUGAGUGAUCAUGGUAGAGAGAACCUCAUAGACAAGCUGGAUAUGACUAUUGAAGACGCAGGACUCAAGAACAGUUCAGUACUGCUAGAAAAGGAAAAUGAUUAA
Kazachstania africana CBS 2517 is the source of this 1416-nucleotide messenger RNA. It is a transcript of the gene UBX5, whose product is annotated as DNA protein crosslink repair co-factor UBX5. Gene Ontology annotation, cellular component: nucleus. Gene Ontology annotation, molecular function: ubiquitin binding. The coding region runs from base 1 to 1416 and encodes 471 amino acids. NCBI's taxonomy places the organism in Eukaryota, Fungi, Ascomycota, Saccharomycetes, Saccharomycetales, Saccharomycetaceae. The transcript has a single exon. The record is from RefSeq and is a predicted model, not a curated record. Gene Ontology annotation, biological process: proteasome-mediated ubiquitin-dependent protein catabolic process.